Suillus discolor is the source of this 1167-nucleotide messenger RNA. RefSeq lists its product as uncharacterized. The transcript has a single exon. Lineage: Eukaryota; Fungi; Basidiomycota; Agaricomycetes; Boletales; Suillaceae. The record is from RefSeq and is a predicted model, not a curated record. The coding region runs from base 1 to 1167 and encodes 388 amino acids.
AUGGCUCGCAUUGCUGAUGCACUCUUCAUUGGGUUUGGUCUGCGACCCGAGUGGGAUCCAAAAAAACCUCUUUGCACCUCUGAUAUCACAGUUGAUGUCGUGACGACACGGCAGUUUGAGCAGGUUCCUCACUUCAAGUGCAUCGCCGAACGACUACGAGAAACAUUCAUCCAGGAAAUUGCCAUGCUUCACAUCUGGCAUCUUCAAGACAAGUUGAAUAAGGUCGCACCUGGACCAGGGUAUCGUGUUGACCCAGAGACUUGUCGGGCAAUAACCAGAAAUAUUCAGCUCACCGCAGGUCAAUCCCUCCCCAAUGUCGCUCCCCAUGCUGCCCAGCGAUCACCAGUCACACUAACUCCCACUCGGCAUCACUCACAGUCUGAGUCACAGUCACCACGCAAUGCUUUGACACCUUCCACAGCAAGAUCUCAGCGUGUUGUUGAGCCUCGCACGUCUCACACAUCUCCUCGCACAUCUCGCAUAUCUCCUCGCACGUCUCACACAUCUCCUCGCACGUCUCACACAUCUCCUAGCACCCAUGCACGCCAGCCAAUAUCUCCCAGUCUUCCAAUGCAGCACCGUAGCAAAAGCCUACGGUAUGGCCAAUAUAAUACUGCUAUGACUCGUGGAACAGCAAAUUCAUGGGUGCCACUCGUAGCACCAGCAACCGUAUUUGUGCCUACAUCUACACCCCCAUCAUCAUCUUCACGCACUCUUCAACAUCGCAGUCCUGUUGUCACUGUUUUCGAAUCCAGCUCGGAUGAUAGCUCUGAUGAUUCUGAUAUUGCUGCUGCUGCUCCGCCUGCUCCACCUGCUCCACCUGCUCCGAGUCUUAGCUGUUCUAACCGCCCAUCUUGGAUUACGACUCCACCAGGGUCACCGUAUGGAAAUACUGCCGAUGAACAACCCCCGCCAGCUUACUACACUAAUCCCGAUCUGUCAUCCUUCAACUUCACGUUACCGGUACAAAACUUUCUUUGCACACACAUUGUGUCACCAAGCAUGCUGUGCUCAAUUGACACUAUUCUUGAUUACAGUGCUGACUGUUGGUAUUCUCGUUUUGUGGAGGUUGGAUUGAGUCGCGCGGAUGCAAUCGAACUGCGUAGGCUAAUCGUAGAAGGACUUUCUAACGCAGAGCUUGAUGUCGUUCUCAUUGGUCAAUUGUAA